AUGCUAGAAAGUAAUUGUCUUGUUACUGGUGAAGGGCUUAACACUCUUGGGAGAGCGGUGAGUGAUGGGCUUGAGGAGCUACCUUUGAUAGACUGUGAUGUAGUUGAAAGAGAACCGGGUGUAUUGACCACCUUAGGACAGAAUUUGAGGCGGCUGAGGGAAUUGGAGUCGUCAAACAAUGCGAUGUUAGGUGAUGAAGAGUUUACAUGCAUCAUGCUAGUUUCAUGUGGUUGUUUGAAUGUAUUGAAUUUGAGGGGAUGUAAUGGGUUGACAAAUGCAGCCAUGGUACCUAUGUUCGAGAACUGUAAGCAAUUGCAAUGUGUUGAUAUAAUGUAUUGUUGUGGGAUUGGGGCAGAGGCGCAUGAGUUAUUUGUUUUGAAUCCUCCAAUGCUGAGGCGGGUACAGGUUGAGCAAUGCAAGCUCUCUGAUGCUGCCAGAAUGUGGGCAUUGAAUAAUUUUAUUGAGGUUGUUUCAUACGUUGAUUGA
Messenger RNA from Ilex paraguariensis (yerba mate), 486 nucleotides. The record is from the annotation of a GenBank genome assembly. Lineage: Eukaryota; Viridiplantae; Streptophyta; Magnoliopsida; Aquifoliales; Aquifoliaceae.